UUUGGUUUCAUUCGUUGCUAAAAUUCUGAGAGAAGAAGUACCUAGUCGUAAAAAUAUAUUUAUUUAAAAUAUUGUUGAAUAUGAGAAAGUGUUAAACAUUUAAAUACUCAAUCAGUUUUUAUUCUAAUUGAUAUAGAAAUUAAAUAAAACAAAUAAAAAUUUCGAUAUACAUUAUUUCUGGAAGUUAAAUAAUACUAAAGAAGCAUAAUGGCACCUCGUGAAAUUGUUAAACAGAACGAAAUAUCCGUCAGUGGAGUUCUGAAUGAAAAUGACGUAGAAACAGUUGACGGUGGAUUAAAAACACAAGCAAAAGGAAUUGCCAAACGCAGACACCUAAAACUCGUAUGGCGUAAUAUUAUACUCUUUGCAUACCUACAUUUCGCUGCAGUCUACGGACUAUGGCUUAUGUUUUUCUCUGCAAAAUGGGCAACAGGAAUAUUCGCUAUGGUCUUCUACUCAAUGUCUGGCUUGGGAAUUACCGCCGGUGCUCAUCGACUUUGGGCACAUAAAGCAUAUAAAGCCAAAUGGCCAUUGCGUCUUAUUCUGAUGAUCUUCAAUACUAUUGCCUUCCAAGAUUGUGCUAUCCAUUGGUCAAGAGAUCAUCGUGUCCAUCACAAAUACAGUGAAACUGAUGCUGAUCCACAUAAUGCAACUCGUGGCUUCUUCUUCUCUCACAUUGGCUGGCUCUUAUGUCGCAAACAUCCCGAUGUCAUUGCAGCUGGAAAGAAACUUGACAUUUCAGACUUGGAAAAUGACCCAAUUUUGGCUUUCCAAAGAAAAUAUUACUUGAUCCUUAUGCCAAUCUUUUGCUUCAUCCUUCCAACAGUCAUGCCAGUCUACUUGUGGGGAGAAACUUGGGGUAAUGCAUGGUUUGUGGCCACUAUGUUCCGAUACUGUUUCAUUUUGAAUGUAACAUGGUGCGUUAACAGUGCUGCACAUAAAUGGGGUGAUAAGCCUUAUGACCAAAACAUUAAUCCAGUUGAAAAUAUGGGAGUUGCCAUUUUUGCUCUCGGUGAAGGCUUCCACAACUACCAUCAUGUCUUCCCAUGGGACUACAAAACAGCCGAACUGGGCAACUACAGAAUGAAUUUCACAACAGCAUUUAUUGAUUUCUUUGCUAAAAUCGGAUGGGCUUAUGAUCUCAAGACAGUCUCAAAAGACAUCAUUAAGAAGCGUGCUGAAAGAACAGGAGACGGUAGUCAUCUAUUGUGGGGCUAUGGAGAUACAGACCAAAAUCAAGAUGAAAAAGAAAUGAUUCCAAUAAUUAACAAGAAAGAUGAUUAGAUUUAUUAGAGAGAAUAAUAUGGCAACUUUAAAUCAGAUGUUUAAUUUUUAGUGAUUUACGAAUGAACUUUAUCUUGUGUCUAACAGAAUUGUAGAGUAGAAUUGAAUUUUCAUAGAUAUGGAUUAAUUAUUGAGAAUGGAUCUCCAGUGAACGACACUUUUUUACGUAAAUUUAUAAUCACUGUUCAUGUUUCAUUCUUUUUGAGGAUAAAUUGCCAUAAAUAUCCCCAAAAAUCAUACAAAUACUGGAAUCAGGUCUUCAAUUAAUUUUCACUGGAUCAAGAAUAUAUUUAUAAUGAGCUAUAUUUUCUCACUAUUGCGAAAUACAAAGAAAAACUUAAUAUUAACAAAAUAAAAAGAAUUUGAAAGGAAGUAAAGCAUUAAGGGUAAAAUGAACUGAAUUGGAAUGCUGGAAAAUAUGGACUGGUAAACAAAACAAAUUAAUAGAAACUUUAGAGAUAUUCAUGUGUAAUUUUUAUUAUUAAUAAUAUUAUUUGUCUAUUGUGAAACGUAGUAAAUUCCAUUAUUAAUAUGUGCUGCUCGCAAUCUUGCACCUUAAAAUUUUAUGUAAUUCAUCAGAAACAAGCAUUAAUACACAUGAAAAUAUAUUUGUUGAGCAGCAUUGACAUUAAUAAACUAAAAAACUAUGAGA
Molecule: messenger RNA, 1936 nt
Organism: Chironomus riparius
Lineage: Eukaryota; Metazoa; Arthropoda; Insecta; Diptera; Chironomidae
Source: the annotation of a GenBank genome assembly